AUCACAAGUUUACAUUACUUUUUUUCCUAAAAUAUUGCAUUGCGAGUAUUGCAAUAGAUUGAAUGAAAUGUCUAAAGUAAGGCGAUUAUGGAAUAAUUCCUACUGUAGAUACUUCAGUGUUCAACAAGCCAAAAAAAAGUUGCCAAUUAUAUCAUGCAAGCAUUCGGAAUUGAAUCAUUACCAAGGUCAAACUUACAACAAGUUUAAAGGUAUACCAUUAGCUUCAAAAGGCUGGUUACAUCAUAAAUCCAAAGGUGAUUACUUUAUUAUCUACGGCAAUGCUAACGAAAAAGAAGAAAAGCCUGUUUACAGAAAGAGUUUCGAAGAAAUCGGCGUGUGUAAAGAACUUAUUGAGGUUAUGUCCGAUGCUGGCUAUUCUCUGCCAACUGAAAUACAAACAAAAGCAAUACCGACUAUUUUGGAGGGGCAUAAUUCCAUAGUUACAGCAGAGACAGGAUGCGGGAAGACUCUGGGAUAUUUACUUCCUAUUUUUCAGCACAUUCUUAAUUGGAAACCAAGUAUUCCUGAAGAGUUCAACAGUCCAUUAGCAGUGGUGAUAACACCCAGUAGAGAAUUAGCUAACCAAAUAGGGGAUGUGGCGCAGAACAUAGCACAAAAUUUGAAUUUAAAUGUGACAACACUUGUUGGAGGUAAAACAAAACAAAAGAUGAUCAAUCCUCCCAUAGAAUAUUGUGAUUUACUUGUGACAACACUUGGCGCUUAUAGCAAAUUGGUGACAACCGGAAUCUUCAAGAUACACAAUAUCCAUCAUGUGGUGUUAGAUGAGGCAGACACAUUGUUGGAUGAUAGUUUUGUUGAAAAGUUAUCUUAUGUGUUGAGGAAAUUUUCGAUACAAUAUAAAGUAGAAAUACAGACUCCUCCAGUUGGUUGUCAACUAACAUUUGUUAGUGCAACAAUGCCACAGGAGUUACCAGAAGCAGUCCAAUCGUUUGUUGAUCCUGAUUCUCUGAAAACCAUAACCACCUCCAGGAUACAUAAGUUACUGCCACAUGUUCCACAAAAGUUCAUGCGCAUUGGAAAAGCACAAAAACCUAUGGAACUUUUAAAAUUAGUACAGGCUGACAUUAACAUGAAGCGACCGGUGAUUGUAUUCUCGAAUAAGACUGCCACUUGCGAUUUUGUAUCUAUGUUUUUAAAUGAGAACAAUAUAGAAUGUGUUAAUAUCAAUGGACAAAUGGCAGUUGUACUGAAAGAAGGAAAAUUUGAAUUAUUUAGAACUGGUAAAGUUAAUGUAUUGUCAUCAACUGAUAUAGCGUCACGCGGACUAGACACGACACACGUCCAACACAUCAUCAACUACGAUUUCCCUCUCUACACUGCAGAUUAUAUCCAUCGCUGUGGCCGAACAGGUCGGCUAGGAUCUACACAAAAUUGUUCCAUAACCAAUUUCAUAUCAUGGCCAAGAGAAAUACAACUCGUACAGAAAAUAGAAACUUCUGUUCGGAAACAUGAGGACCUGCCUAGUGUCAACGCUAACAUAAAGAGAUUGAUCGAUAAUAGAAUCAUGAAGUUAACAAAGAGUAGUAUUAUAUAAGUUGUUACAUGAACUGGAGAUAUUGACAGAGUAAGAUCAAACUAAAGAACUAAUUAAUAAAUUGGCGUGUACGAAUUGAAGCAAAAUGUAAUAGCAAAUGGAUAUUAAACAUACAUGAUUUCAUUAAGUACACAACCUGAUCGAACCCUAUCACGUUAUGUCUGAUUUUAGCUUAAAAUGGUGGAUAGUAUCGUUCUUGAUAAUAUAGUAAAAAUGAUAUUACUAAUUUGAGCUUCCUGUACUUCUGGAUUAAGCUACUGAUCUAAACAAAUAAAAAAAUAUAGAAAACAUUUUAC
Molecule: messenger RNA, 1851 nt
Organism: Diatraea saccharalis (sugarcane borer)
Lineage: Eukaryota; Metazoa; Arthropoda; Insecta; Lepidoptera; Crambidae
Source: the annotation of a GenBank genome assembly